AUGGACACAAGCGAAUAUGCCAUAUCCGAAGCUUCUUCACUGGCACUAGAAUCCAUCACUGCGUGUUUUUUUAUGUCUGGCUCUGAAGCACAGAAUGAACGUUCCACCCUGUUAUCAUAUGCCGCCGCAGGGACAAAGCAUGGAAACGAGUUUACGCUAUGGAUGGAUCCAGAUAUGGUCUUGUGGAUCAAAUCUGAUUCCCACCGGUAUGACAUUAAUUAAACAAGUGAUUUCUGCUUCAAUUUUCCAGUGACUAACUAUGCGAUCACAUCACUAUGGCCUCACCCGUGAAAGGAGACAAAGAUAAUGUUAUUUAGUGCGGCUAUAAAUUAAGCAUAUCGCAACGAAUUUCUCUUUAUGUACGACGAAAUCUUCGAUUAUGGCUCAAACAUUCUUAAACAUUAUUAUUAGAGGUUUAGUGUCACAACACAAGUAACGCAGUCUUUUGUUAUUGUUUUGACUUACCCAAAAUAAACAUCUAACGAAAAAAAUCCUUGUUUCUUACAUUUCCAACAAGAUUCAGACAAAAGCAAAGGAGUUCUCCAAGGAUGGUCUGUGUUCCCAAUACUAUGCUGUUGUUAUUGUAUUGACUCACCCAAAGAAAGACGGUUUGCGUUCGCAAUACCAUGGCGUGCCGCUAAUCCUUUAAUAGUUAUCGUCUCAAAAGCUAUUUGAGGCAGUGCUAUUGCCAGUUUUAUCGCCUAUUUCGCCGCAUAUAGUCCCCUCCCCCAGAUGGUGAUGCAUGUGUUUAUAACGAGGUUACGUAUAAUUAGUGCCUUCAUCAGUGUAUUUAAUUUAAUGUGAGAAGCUCAGGUCGCCCUGUUGCUCGCAAAAGAACAUGUAUAAGUCUUGGAAUAUGGAGUCAUUCCGAGCCUCUUUUCUUUUUUUUUUUUUUUUACAGAAUUGGAGACUUGCUCCUUUCUGAUGGCCAACUUCAUCACGUGUGUGUCACAUGGGAGUCAUCAAGCGGCACGUCCACAGUAUACAAGGACGGUGCUUUGGUUAAAACAAUUGGUAAUGUCAUGACUGGAGAACAAAUCAAAGGUGGCGGAAUAUGGGUAAUCGGUCAAGACCAAGAUUCAGUUGGAGCUGGUUUCCAAGCCAAAGAUUCCUUUAAAGGCUAUGUGACCCAAGUCAAUAUUUGGGAUAGAGUUAUUGGUUCCAAUGAGAUCAAAUGUUUCGCAAAGGAUUCUGGUUCUAUUAUGCAAGGAAACUACAAGGCCUAUAGCGAUUUCAGUGUCUCCAGUGCUACUCAGUUGAUUAAAUCGUUAUGCUGUCCUUUGGCUCCAAUUUCUGAGCCAUGA
Paramuricea clavata is the source of this 1304-nucleotide messenger RNA. NCBI's taxonomy places the organism in Eukaryota, Metazoa, Cnidaria, Anthozoa, Malacalcyonacea, Plexauridae. The record is from the annotation of a GenBank genome assembly.